This is a messenger RNA of Corylus avellana, 6969 nucleotides long. RefSeq lists its product as uncharacterized. NCBI's taxonomy places the organism in Eukaryota, Viridiplantae, Streptophyta, Magnoliopsida, Fagales, Betulaceae. The record is from RefSeq and is a predicted model, not a curated record.
GCAUUUCUCCCUCUCCCUCGAGAGAGCCAUCAGUCCUAAUCGACGAUAUAUUGCAUACAGUUGAGCGAAGUAGUUCAGAGCUCAGAAAAAAAAGGGCAAAAGCGAAAGAGCGAGAGAGCGAGAGAGAGAGAGAGAGAGAGGCAUGGAGAUAGAGUUGGAGCCUCGGGUCACAGCUUUGCCCUACAAAGUGAAAGCCACGUCAAGGGAGUCGCCGUCCCAGAAGGCCGCUCAAGUCCUCGAGGCCGACCUCCGCUCCUACUGGUCCACCGCUACCAACACCAAAGAGUGGAUCUUACUCGAACUCGACGAACCUUGCCUGCUAUCACAUGUACGGAUUUAUAAUAAGUCCGUGCUUGAAUGGGAAAUUGCAGUUGGCUUGCGUUACAAGCCAGAGACAUUUGUGAAAGUUCGCCCUCGCUGUGAAGCGCCUCGACGGGACAUGGUGUACCCUAUGAACUACACCCCAUGUCGCUACGUGCGAAUAUCUUGUUUGCGGGGAAAUCCCAUAGCUGUUUUCUUUAUUCAGCUGAUUGGGGUUUCAGUUACUGGCCUUGAACCUGAGUUUCAACCAGUUGUUAAUCACUUGUUGCCACACAUUAUAUCGCACAAACAAGAUGCUCAUGAUAUGCAUCUUCAGUUGCUUCAAGACAUGACAGAUCGGUUGCUUGUGUUCCUUCCACAACUUGAGGCAGACCUAACAAGCUUUUCUGAUGCUGCUGAGCCUAAUAUACGUUUUCUUGCUAUGCUUGCUGGUCCAUUUUAUCCAAUACUUCAAAUUGUGAAGGAAAGAGGAACUGGAAAGUCUAUUACCAAUCUCACAGACUCUGAAGGCUCUAAGAAUGGUCAUGUGUCAUCAGCUUUAACUGUUUCCUCUAACUUUGAGCCUCGAAGGUCACGCAGCGUGUCACCUUUUGUCUUCUCCACAUCCAGUUCCAUUGUGUUUCGUCCAGAUUCAAUUUUCAUGCUGCUGAGGAAGGCAUAUAAAGACUCUGAUCUGGGAACUGUUUGCAGAAUGGCUUCCAGAAUUCUGCAGAAGUUCAUAGAGCCAGUUAUAUUGCAAGAAGCAUCAACUUCUCCCGAUGAAGUAACCUCUAAUCCGGAUGAGACCUCAAAAUCUGAAUUAUCUAAACCCGUUCCUAUAGUUGAUUACUCAAACUUAUUUGGAGAAGAAUUUUGUAUUCCUGAUGAUCACUGGGAUACCAGCUGUCUUAACAUCUUAGAUUUAGGGGCGGUGGAAGAAGGGAUUUUACAUGUUCUUUAUGCUUGUGCGUCACAGCCUCUCCUUUGCAACAAAUUGGCAGAGUUCUCUUCUGACUUCUGGUCUGCAUUACCACUUGUACAAGCAUUGCUACCAGCACUUCGUCCUACUAUGAGCAGUCCUUUUGAUGUUGUUGAUGAAAGUUUUUCUCAAUGGAAGCAGCCUAUUGUGCAACAAGCCCUAUCUCAGAUUGUGUCUACAUCAGCAUCAUCGUUAUACCGUCCACUUCUUCAUGCCUGUGCUGGCUAUUUAUCAUCGUUUUCACCAUCGCAUGCAAAGGCUGCAUGUGUUCUGAUUGAUCUGUGUGCUAGUGCCCUUGCACCUUGGAUGGCUCUGGUGAUUGCAAAGGUUGAUCUGGCUGUGGAGCUUCUAGAGGAUCUUUUGGGUACAAUCCAGAGUGCUCGCCAUUCCCUGAGUCGUGCUCGGGCUGCCUUAAAGUGCAUUGUUCUGGCUCUCUCCGGUCACAUGGAUGAUGUGCUGGGAAAGUAUAAGGAAGUUAAGCACAGAAUUCUCUUUCUUGUUGAAAUGCUGGAUCCUUUUCUUGAUCCUGCCAUAGCCACAUCGAAGAGCCCAAUAGCUUUUGGAGAUCUGUCUUUCACUUUUCCAGAAAAUCAGGGACAGACCUGUAUGACUGCCCUCAAUGUCAUCCGUACUGCAGUAAGAAAGCCGGCUGUUCUUCCUUCUUUAGAAUCUGAAUGGAGGCGUGGCUCAGUUGCUCCUAGUGUACUUCUCUCAAUAUUGGAACCUCACAUGCAGUUACCUCCUGAAAUUGAUCUUCGCAAGUAUCCUAUAUUGAAACCACUCGAGCCUGAAUCUUCAAAUGUUUUAUCUCUUUCAUCUGUCCCUCGCCAAGGAGGAGGUUCUUCAAAAUCAAAUAGCCAAGAUGACUAUGAUGGAAAGACAGAUAUUUCUGAUACAGCUGUGAAGUUUGAUGUUUCUGAAGAUGUCAGUCUAUUUUUUGCCACUCCAGAACUUCGGAGCACAGCAGUGACAAAUAUUAAUAGUGGUCAAGAUGAAAAUAGCUCUAUUUCUAACCAUGGGGAUGUCAGCUCAGAACCAAAACAGGGGGCUGAGAAAAACGUUACUGGCCAGUAUCAUAUUGACCUAGUAUUAGAUGCUGGUUUUACUGCUGAAUACUUCAACUUGCAAGCAGAUUAUUUUCAACUAAUUAACUAUCGAGAUUGUGAACUAAGAGCUUCUGAGUUUCGGCAUUUGGCUUUAGAUCUGCACUCUCAAAGUGAGAUUACCAUUGAAGGUCAUGAUGCUGCUAUAGAUGCUUUGCUCUUAGCAGCAGAGUGCUAUGUGAAUCCCUUUUUUAUGUUGUCUUUUAAAGCCAGUCCAAAAUUUAUGGAUCAGAUGAACAUUAGCAGCUCUAGAAUUCCCCAAAAUCAUGACAUUUUGGAGCUGAGAAGGGUUUCUGAAAAGAGUAAAAGUGAUCUAAAAACAAUAUCUCAUCUUGAAAAGAAAAGAGAUAAAAUUGUUCUUCAAAUACUGCUCGAGGCUGCUGAAUUAGAUAAGAAGUAUCAGGAAAAAGUGUCAGCUGGGGAACAGUGUCCCUACUCUACUGAAGGAUUUGAUGAGGAAGUCGUCAAGUUGUCUCCCCUUGAUAUGCAAUCUGCAGAUGCUAUCACCUUGGUUCGGCAAAAUCAGGCCCUGUUGUGCAGUUUUCUGGUUCAACGGUUGCGGAGAAAGCAACAUUCAAUGCAUGAAAUUCUUAUGCAAAGUCUUGUGUUUUUGUGCCAUUCAGCCACUAAGCUAUACUGUGCUCCUGAACUUGUCAUUGAUAUUAUAUUAGAAUCUGCUGAGUACUUAAAUGGGAUGCUAACAUCUUUUUAUUAUCAGUUUAAAGAAGGCAAUUUGCACUUGAAGCCUGAGAAGAUACAUGGGAUACAGCGACGGUGGAUACUGCUUCAAAGAUUGGUGAAUGCUUCUAGUGGUGGUGAGGAAGGGACAGAUUUAGCGAUCAAUAUUAACAAUGGUAUUCGUUAUGGAAAUUUAGUUCCACCUUCGGCCUGGAUGCAGAGAAUAUUGACAUUUUCUAGAUCUGCAUUCCCUUUGGUUAGGUUUCUUGGUUGGAUGGCAGUAUCUCGUAAUGCUAAACAGUAUAUGAAAGACCAUCUUUUCCUUGCUUCAGAUCUGUCUCAUCUGACAUAUUUACUGUCAAUAUAUGCGGAUGAUCUAGCCAUAGUAGAUAAUGUUGUCAAUCGAAAGCAUGAAGAUAUGAAGACUGAAGAGUCAGUGGGCAAAAAUGUUUCUUCAGUUGGAAAUGGAUUCACUGAUGAACUGGAUGGGGAUCAAUCUUUCCGUGUUAUCUAUCCUGAUCUCAGUAAGUUUUUUCCUAAGAUGAAAAAACAGUUUGAAGCUUUUGGGGAGAUAAUUUUGGAGGCAGUUGGGUUGCAGCUGAGUUCUCUUUCUUCCAGUUUAGUGCCUGAUAUCUUGUGUUGGUUUUCUGAGUUGUGUUCCUGGCCAUUUCCUCACAGGGAAGAGAUUGCUUCUCAAAAUGGUUCUGAUAAUCAGAAAGGUUUUGUUGCAAAGAAUGCCAAAGCAGUCAUCCUUUAUAUACUCGAAGCCAUUGUAAUUGAGCACAUGGAAGCAAUGGUGCCUGAGAUACCUAGAGUGGUGCAGGUUCUGGUAUCACUUUGUAGAGCGGCAUACUGUGAUGUGUCAUUUCUCUACUCUGUACUGCAUCUUUUGAAGCCAAUUAUUUCAUAUUCUUUGCAUAAAGUGUCUGAUGAGGAAAGACUGUUGGUUGAUGAUUCAUGUAUUAAUUUCGAGUCAUUAUGCUUUGAUGAGCUUUUUGAUAAUAUCAGACUGAAGAAUGAGAGUCAAAAUAGCUCUGCAGAAAAAGUGUACAGCCGAGCAUUGACAAUUUGUAUUCUGGCUUCUGUCUUUUGUGACUUGUCCAUUCAACGCAAAAGGGAAAUUUUGCAAUCCUUAAUCUUUUGGGCUGAUUUUACUGCAUUUGAACCAACAACUUCUUUCCAUGACUAUUUAUCUGCAUUCCAGUGUGUAAUUGAAAGUUGUAAAACGCUGUUAGUUCAAACUUUAAGAGUCUUUGGUGCUAUCCCACUUCAGUUUCCCCCACUUUCUGAAGUGAGCAGUAGUGUACUCUCUGGUAAUAGUUUGGAAUCACAUGCUUGGUUUCUCGGUGAUGUCUGCCAUAGCUCGUCUCUAACCAUGGCUUCUGAGAAGUUAGAAAAUAACAACUCUGAUGCUGGUAUUGUGAAUGCAAAGGUUUAUCAUUUAUCAACAGAGGAAAUAGCAGAUUUUUCUAAAGACUUAGAGGCUCUCAUUGCCAAGCUUAACCCUACUGUUGAGCUCUGUUGGAAUCUUCACCAACAACUGGCUAAGAAGUUGACUAUUGAUUUGGCACAGUGUUUUAUGUAUUCGAGGUGCUUAUCUUUGAUUGCACGAGCAGUCCACAAUGCUGAAGAGGAUGACAGUGAAAAUCCUUCACCAUCUAAGUCAGCUGACCAGUUCCUAAUUCAUUGGAGGAUUGGUCUUGAAGGACUUGCCGAAAUCAUAAUGAUGCUCCAAGCAAACAGUUGCUGGGAAGUUGCUUCUGUUAUGCUUGAUUGUCUACUCAGAGUGCCGCACUGUUUUUCACUGGAUAAUGUGAUUGGUCCUAUUUGUUCUGCAAUCAAAAAUAUUUCUUGCAGUGCACCAAAAAUUUCAUGGCGCUUGCAGACUGAUAAAUGGUUGUCAAUUUUACUUGAAAGAGGUGUUCAUACUCUUCCUGAAAGUGCGGCUCCUUCGAUUGAUUUGUUCUGUUCAAUGCUGGGUCAUCCUGAACCCGAGCAACGAUUUGUUGCGCUUCACCACUUGGGAAAACUUGUUGGCCAAGAUGUGAAUGGAGGAACAGCUAUACAGUCUUCUAUGAUUUGCAACAAUUUAGUUUCACCUAGCUCAGCUAUUACUGUUCCUGAUUCUAUUCUAUCUCAUCUGGUUUCUAGUACAUGGGAUUGGGUGGCUGUGCUGGCAUCAUCUGACACAUCAUUACCUUUACGGACAUAUGCUCUGGCACUUCUCGUAGAUUAUAUCCCAUUUGCUGAGUGUCACCAGCUACAAUCACUUCUUGCAGGAGCUGAUAGUGUUUAUGGUUUGGGAAAGCUUGCGCAUCCUACGUGUGAGGGCCCAUUACUACAACUUUCAUUAGCACUUAUUGCUGGUGCUUGUCUGUAUUCUUCGGCUGAAGAUAUUUCUUUGAUUCCUCAUAAUGUAUGGAGAAAUAUUGAGACUUUAGGGUGGUCAAAAAGUGAUAGCAGGCUUGGGGAUCUGGAGAAAAAAGCUUGCCAAGUCUUGUGUAGAUUGAGAAAUGAAGGGGAUGAAGCUAAAGAGGUCUUGAAAGAAGUGCUAUCCUCAAGUCCUUCAAGACAAUCCGACCCAGAUUUCAGGAGUACCCGUGAAUCAAUUCUUCAGGUUCUUGCAAAUUUGACUUCUGUUCAGUCAUACUUUGAUAUCUUCUCCAGAAAAAUUGACCAAGAGAUUAUGGAACUAGAGGAGGCUGAAAUAGAAUUGGACGUCCUUCAAAAAGAACAUUCACUACAAGAAGAUUCCAAAGAUGGGCAUCAGAUUCCUUGUCUAGCCUCUCCUGUGAAAGAUGAUACACGCCUUCAUCAAAUCAAGGAUUGCAUUCGUUCCCUAGAGAAAACUAAACUGCGAGAGGAUAUAGCAACCCGCAGACAAAAGAAACUUAUGUUGAGACGUGCCCGUCAGAAAUAUUUAGAAGAUGCAGCGUUACGUGAAGCAGAACUUCUGCAAGAACUUGAUAGGGAGAGGGCGGCUGAAGUGGAAAAGGAGAUUGAAAGACAGCGACUGCUGGAACUGGAGCGUGCUAAAACCAAGGAGCUGCGCCACAAUCUUGAUAUGGAGAAGGAGAGGCAAACACAGCGAGAACUUCAGCGUGAACUGGAGCUGGCUGAAUCAGGACAACGAACAUCUCGACGAGAUUUUUCUUCCUCCAGUCAUAGCAGUCGACCUCGGGAACGGUUUCGUGAAAGGGAAAAUGGAAGAUCAGGUAAUGAAGGGAGCACAAGAGCAAAUAGUGGAAGCCUGCAGCCUGAAACGUCUACCACUAGUACAUCCAUGGGAGCCAUGCCAACUGUUGUUCUGUCUGGUUCCCGGCAAUUUUCAGGCCAGCUGCCUACUAUUUUACAGUCGCGUGAUCGUCCAGAUGAGUGUGCUAGCAGUUAUGAAGAUAAUCCAGAUGGAAGCAAGGACUCAGGUGACACAGGUAGCAUAGGGGAUCCAGACUUGGUGUCGGCAUUUGAUGGACAGUCUGGUGGAUUUGGUUCUGCUCAAAGGCAUGGAUCCAGAGGGAGCAAGUCUAGGCAGGGAGUCGAGCGGAGAGAACGGGAUGGUAGACGGGAAGGGAAGUGGGAAAGAAAACAUUCAUAAGUCAUGGCUUGGAAAAGGAGGUGAAAGCUUAGGAUAACUUGGUGUAUAUAUGUGUGUUCAUACGUGCACUGAUCUGCAUAGGGAAAGGAUUUCCAAAGGCAUCUUACAGGGGCAUCUUUUCAGGACGCAAGGCUUUGGAUUGGUGUAGCAUAGCACCAUAUAUAACUAUUUGUUUAGGUCUCUUUUGACAACAACAUUACUUUAUUUUUGUUGCAGCAUCUAGCAGGUUAUAUGAUUUAGAUACAAUAUUGUUAAAUCUUAAUGAUUAUAAAUCUUUAUAUUUCAUACAAAAGGAAAGGGAAAAUAUUUUUAUA